This is a messenger RNA of Aplysia californica (California sea hare), 3085 nucleotides long. RefSeq lists its product as uncharacterized. The coding region runs from base 154 to 3000 and encodes 948 amino acids. The transcript is spliced from 8 exons. Gene Ontology annotation, biological process: central nervous system development; regulation of transcription by RNA polymerase II. Gene Ontology annotation, cellular component: nucleus. Gene Ontology annotation, molecular function: RNA polymerase II cis-regulatory region sequence-specific DNA binding; DNA-binding transcription factor activity, RNA polymerase II-specific. Lineage: Eukaryota; Metazoa; Mollusca; Gastropoda; Aplysiida; Aplysiidae. The record is from RefSeq and is a predicted model, not a curated record.
CACGAAAGAACAUGGCGGACACCCCGCUGUUUCGGAUCUGAUGAUUUAUUUAAACUUUUAGAUUCCACGCCCCCUUAUUACUGCCUACAAUGGGAUUAGAGGUUUUGAUACAAGUGCAGUAAAAAGCUCUUUCCAUGACGAGAAUCGGCUGGAAUGGAGCCCAGCACUCCGACUGAAGGCGGAGGAACGAUUAACUCAGGGGACGGUGCCAUCAACGCCAUGAGCCUUGGUUCAGUGGGUAUGGCACUCCCUGUAACCUCUGGCAUUGACCCAUCAGUAAACACAGCGAUAAGUUCGGGUGCAGUCUCCGGCACAAUCUCGGUACCUUGCACAGCUGGUGACGGUUCGGGUUCACAGCAGCAAGGUCAGCAGCCAGGGAGCAUUCCCGCCCAGGCUCAGCAUAUCCAGAUCCCCGGUACCGCCAUGUCGAUCGGUAGCCUGGCCGUGGCCAUGGGCCUCUCGGGGAGCAACACAGACCCCAACAGUUUAACAUUCACUAGCAACGCCCUCGCCUCGCUCAGCGCUCGGAUGGGUAUGAGCUCUGUGGCUGGGUCAAACCCAGCCGGGCUGGUUGCCCCUGGCAACAGCCUCGUAACUUUUCCUGGGAGCACAGCGUUAAACCUUGUUCCCGGCGUGAGCAUGAAUCUCCCUUCAGCUGGGGGAGGCGUGAGCAUCGUGGACGGGGGAGGCUUAAGCAUGGCGGUUGCUGGCGGAAUGGCCAUGCACGCCCAGGGGAACGUCAACGUGGUGGGCGUGCCCUCCUCCAAUGAGCUCACGAACUCGAACAGUAUUGCCAGCUCAGGCCAACAACAUCAACAGCAGCAGCAGCAGCAGCAGACUCAGCAGCAGCAGCAGCAGCAGACUCAUAACGGGGCGUCGCUGCUGCCGAACAAUGUGCAUAUCAACGCCGGCGGCAGCAAUGUGAACAUGGUAAACAACAUGCCGCCCGUCUCUUCCAGCGGUCACCUGUCCAACUCCGGUUGUUGUGGUGGCUGCAAGAACAGGGUCACAGUAAAAGACCAGUCCUCGCAGACUGACCUUUCCACUGUCAUACAGUCUGGGUUACAAUUUCUCAUGGAAAAGAAUGGACUUCUAAACGUGAAGGCAGAAGAGCGUCUGGCUCGAAGUGGUUUGAUGCCUGGUGCUCGCCUCAUAGCCCAUGGACAAGGCUCCACCAUCAGUCAUGCCAACCCCAACAGCCAUCACGGGCCCAACAUGCCCUGCAGCUGCGACUUCUGUGGCCGUAUGUUUGCCAAGAAGGAGUAUUUACGGCGGCACGUGCGCAUACACACAGGGGAGCGCCCUUACAAGUGCGUCAUCUGUGGCCACAGUUUCCGUCGCAGCCACCACCUGCGCUGCCAUGAGCUGACACACACGGGCACCAAACCAUACACUUGCGGGAUCUGCGGCAAGGCUUUCAACUUAAGCCACCACUUGCGUCGUCACGAGAUGACCCACACAGGCGAAAAACCAUACGCGUGCACCGAGUGUGGGAAGGCGUUCACCCGCAAGCAACACCUAGACCGCCACUACAAGACGCACACGGGCGAGUACCACCGCACUUUCAAGUGCCCGUUCUGCGAGAAGAUGUUCUUCCGUGCGCACCACCGUGACAAACACAUGAAGCGCCAUGGUGAGGAAUUACUGACCACCCCUGACCUGACUGCUGCUACCUUUUCCCCAGUCAACAAUGUGAACCUGUCGAUUCGCGCUGACGGGACCCUGCGGGCGGACGGCCUCACCUCUUCUCCGAUCAGCGUCGCCAGCAAGGACGACUCUCACAGCUCGGAGGAUUACCUGACCUCGGACGAGGAAGGCAAGGGAGGCAACCCGAACAAACCGAAGGAAGGCAGCAAGAAGCGGAAGGGCACCUCGCCCAUGCGGCUGCGGUUCCCGUACGACUACAACGCCAAGGAGGGCCCGGACGGGCUGAAGCUCUCCAACAUGGACCUGAGCCAGAUGAAGAACAUGACCUUCCCGCUGCCCCAGGGAGUGGCGGGCCCAAGCCACGGCCCGGGCGGCCUCUCUGCACAGGCCAGCACCAUCCUGACCACCCCGACCCGUGGAAGGCCCAGGGGCAGUAAGAACAGAGGGGGCAGCUCCAGCCGAGGGAAGAAGAAGGCGGAGAGAGAGCGGGCACAGCUGAUGAACCAGCUGGCGUUGGGAAUGAAAACAGAACAGAUGGAUCUGGAACGGGAUGGUUACGGGGGAGCUGGGGGCGUGAAGAAGGACGAUGACACCCUUGGCGCGUCUGGUGCCGGGGCGGCGGGAGGCGGGGUGUAUGGGGGCAAAACCAUCCCCAACAUCCCGCAGCAGUUUGUCUCCGAGUCGGUGGUGGUGAGGCACCCGCUUCAGGUGGGCAGCCCCCAUGGUAUGGGACCGGGGGGCCAGCAGGUUGGUCACGGUGGUGAGAAGGGUGGGAUGUCCAGCAAGCCAGACGGCUCUACCCCCGGGCCGGUGCCCACACCGACCCCAACCCCGACCCCAGACGGCAGAGGCCCCCCGCUGCAGUGGCAGAAUCAGCAGCAGCAGCAGCAGCAGCAGCAACAGGUGGGAGGCAUGAACCCAUCUGGGGGUGGCGGUAGUAGCGGAGGUGGCGGUGGUCCCGACUACAUGUCGGGUUUGAACCGGCAGCUCCACACGCCGGGCCCCACCUCGGGGGUGAACUCGGGCGGCGGUGGGGGCGGCCCGGCCAGCAACGGCUCGGAUGUGCAGCAGACGAUGCACUACAAGCCACCGGGCACGCCCGAACAGUCUCUGCACCACUCGUGGUCGGCGUCCUCCGGCUGGCCCCGCCUCUCCCUGGCCUCUGAGCCCUCGCUGCUCAACUACAACCAGGUGGACGCCUCGCGCUUCAUGUACAGCGCCUCUAAGGCCAUGGAGAUGCGCAUGGCCGACUUGCGUGGGCCGCAGAACUUUGAUGCAGGCCAGUGGAAUCAGGGCCGGCGGGAACCCGGACAGGAUAAGGGUGACAAUCGUAUCUACAGCAUGCAUCAAUGAGCAGGCCGCCACGUCAUAUGACUGACUUUUUUUCUCUCUCUGAACGAGUUGUGCAAAGUGAGACAUGCAACUGUAUACUUCAGAC